CAAAAGGAUAAAUAAAUAAUAAAAAAGGAGCACAUAAUAUUUAUACGUAACUGUGUAUUUGUUGUGUCUAUGAUGUCAUUGCUAAAUGUUACAGUUAAACGAGCUUCUUAUGCUGGAGACCAAGCUUCCCAGUUGAACACAUACGUAACGGUAAAAUUGCAAAAUGUCAAGUCAACCACUGUGACCGUAAAAGGCGCCGAGCCAUGUUGGGAACAAGAUUUUGUGUUCGAAACAACAAGUGGCGAUGUCGGUCUCGUUGUCGAAGUUUUCUCCAAGGAGAUGCUCAUCAUCAAUCAUCCAAUCGGGCACAAAUACAUUCCGCUAAACACCAUUCCUUACGGGUAUCCGAACGAAGUGACGAGCAAAUGGUAUACGCUGGACCGCGAACUUGUCACGCAAAAUGGCGUCGUCGUUGGCUCCAAAGACCCCACGCAGCACAUGCUGAUGCUGGAUUGUCGUUUCGAGCUGCCAUACGGACAAAAAGUUGGGCAACAAACGAUGAACAAUGCCACGAUGAUGCAACAACAACAACAGCAGCAAGGCAUGUAUGGCGGGAAUCAGUAUGGCGCGAUGACAACAACAACAACAAAUAAUUAUAUGCAACAACAAAAUGUGGCACAAUAUCAUCAGUAUAAUAAUCAAUAUAAUCAAAAUAUGAGACAAGAUAAUUCUUAUGAGUAUAGUGGCUAUUAUGACGACGGAAGUGGAUACAAUAACGAUAGUUGCUACAACAAUCAAUUAGUUCCUGACGUGAAUAGUUGUUAUCCGGACGAUACGGCGGAUUACGAGCAAGACGAUGAUUUGUAUUAUAAUAGUCGUCCCAUGAAAAAUAGUUGGUCCAAAAGCAAUUCACGUCGAAUGCAACCGCAACGUCGCAGCUUAGAACGUCAAGAUACGCUUUACAGCGACGAUAUGACAUACAAUGGCGGCAAUGUUGAUUCCACGUAUUCCGACGGUUACAAUAACUACUAUCAAAAUGACGACAGUUUCGAUCAGUCUCUCGAUGCGGAUUACAUUUCGGAAGAAUGGGGCAGCGGAGGACGUCAUACGUCAUAUGGCAAACGACUUCCCGAUGCUCCGACAGUUCGUGGUAGUACGAGUGUCAGCGAGGGCCUGUAUUACUCCAAUAAGCGUGGUGCAAGUCUUCCGGCGACGCCGUUAGCGCAAAAACGAAAUCAACAGUCGUCUGUGGUGACGGCUUCGUCGCGCGUACUUCCACAACCAGUUGUUGGAGCAAAAUCGCAAAAAAUGUUACCGCAAGUCCCAAUUGCAUCCGUAACAGCAGUUUCGACGUCCUCGAGUAACUUUCUCAGUAGCACCUUUAAUACGACGAGCAAACGAAAGAUGCCCGUGCCCAAAAUCCAGCCAGAUAUUUAUUCGGAGACAGAUACAACUCUCAAUAACUCACCGUACCAUAAUAGUCACAUAACAGCAUAUUCUAGUUCAACUCAAAACUUUAAUGAGGAUUACAAUUAUGCUUACGAGGGUUCAGAAGCAAUAAACGAUAACUUUUACGAGUCUUAUGGCAAUUCAACUAGAAAAAAUAGAGUAGCAGCAUUACCUAGCGUUCCUCAGGUGACAUCGUCGUCAUUAGCAUCAUCAUUAGCCAUUACGGGUGUCUCUGAUAGUACAAGUUUGUAUAACAACACUUACAAUAUUUACAACUCAUUGACGCCAUCAACAAUAGCAACUACAACAACAAACUCUUUGUUUCAAAAGGAUUACGGAUUAUACGACAACACCUAUUCUUCCAUCAUCUCGCCGGCAAUUACGACAACAACAUCGUCUUACUUGAAUGACAAUUAUGCGACUUCGAAUUACUCGAGUUCACUUUUCGGCUCGAAUAUCCAGACAACAACAGCAUCCGUGCAUCACGCGGACGAACAUAGCAAAGUCGAUAAUUUGUUUGGAAAAUUAUCGUCGGCAGCGAGUGCGCUAAAGUCGACCGUUCAGAAGCAAUUACCUACGACAUCGACUGGAAUUGUAACAACAACUUCGAGCACGUCGAGUUAUAGCACGGGAUUAUGGAGUUCAAGUGGCAUUGGAAAUUUCUCGGGAUUCUCCUCGUCACUCACAUCAACAACUAUCACGAGUAGUAACAACACAACCUCGAUCAAUAACUUCUUGAAUAGUAACAAACUACCAUCCGUUCCUACAAUAACUAAUUCCUCAUAUGGCAUAGAUAGCUCGUCGCUUCUCCAUACGACAACGUCAAGUUAUCUUACGAGCUCAUACACAUAUUCGGACUCGAUUUUACCAUCAACUGUAACGACGUCGACGAGUUAUUUGACAAGUUCUUACACGUAUUCUGAUUCGAUUCUGCCAUCAACUACCACGACAUCCAGUAGUUAUCUUACAAGCUCCUAUACAUAUUCAGACUCAAUUUUGCCGUCAACUACUACGACAUCCAGUAGUUAUCUUACAAGCUCCUACACAUACUCAGACUCGAUUUUGCCAUCAACCGUAACGACAACCAGUAAUAGUUACUUGACGAGCUCCUUGUAUGAUACUGCGCCAACAACCACAACUACAGCCAAUAAUUAUCAAUCCUUGUUGGAGACACGAAGCACAAAUGAGAAUGAUGAUUCGAUGUUUAGUCGCUUCAACAGUUACGAAAGCGAAAGUGUUCCGUAUUCGACGUCUAAUGACUUGUCCAUGUACACUACGGCGACACAAGGAGGACAAGAUCUAACACUGACGGAAUACGAAAAUGCUACCGAUGUAUAUAAUGAUGACCUUGGAUACGAUUACGGCGGAGGAACAACUGACAUUGGCAAUUUGAAGCAAGAUUUGGAUGGAUUUGGAGAUUCUUUCUACAACACAACGUCAUUGGUGACGACGACGCACAAUUCGUUAAUAACGACAACAACUAGUUUAGGCAUAUCAGAUAUCUAUAACAACUAUACAACAACAACAUCGUCGACAUUACCUGCAAAAACGCUCCCACCUAUCCCGGAUUCCGCUUAUGACACGCAAAACAGCAAUUUGUACGAUGAAGAGGAAUACACGGAUUUACAGAAUUAUUUGAAUCCCGUGGCGACUACAUCUUCCGGUAUCGCGACAACUACAAGCGCCCCCUACACAUCCACGCUCGAUGAUUACAUGCUGGAGCCGACAACAACAGCGCCAUCUAUCAUGAACACGGAUUACACAACAAACUUGGCGCCGUACGAAGAGCAAUACGAUAAUCAAAAUAUCAACGUCACGAGCACUACAACUCCUGGCUUAACCACAAACCACAUGACGGACAGUGCGUAUACGAGUGAUUACUAUGACAAUUGUCAGUACGAUUACGAGUACAAGGAAAAUGAGGCGGAUUUCUUGGCGUCUGGCGAUAUCAUUGAAAAAACCAAACAACAGCCUGUCAUUAGCACGGCAGCAUCUAGCACAAUGUAUAACGUCAUGAAUAACAAUAAUAAUAACAACAAUAACAUCUACACAACAACGCCAUCUAUGACAAGUAACUUUAACGCCAACUCGUAUCCGUCGUCACGCCCAGCUGUGGAGCAAGCAAAACAACAGGAACAAAAUAAGACUGCUAGUAUAUUAGGUCAAAGCAAAAGUUUAUUUGGUGGUUUAAGUAAUAUGAUAGGAAGUAGCGUAACUAGUUUGAUAAGUAAAUCAAGCGAAUUGACAAAGCCAGCGACAUCAGCGCCAUCUAACGUCAAUACAUCGUCCGGAUCAACUCUCGGCGGUUUCGGAAGCAGCAUGUUUAACCAAUUUAACGCAUCAUCUGCAGCAGUAACAACUUCUGUGGCAGCUACAACUACCGCAGCGUCGAUGUACGGAUCAUCAGCCAUGCCGACAACGACAGCUUCGAUACCAACAACUAACGCGUAUGGUAGUUAUGACAUGAACAACAUGAGUAUUGCACCGCCAACAUCAACUGUUGAUAGUUUAAUGAACUCGAAUACGGAUCAAUAUGGAAAUUCUUUGUACAAUGAUGGCGGAAUGAUGUUAGAUAUGAUGGGUCAACCGGAAAUUCUGGAGCCAUAUCGAGAGGAUUUCGAAGAUGAAUAUCAGAAUAACGGGAUGAUGGGAGGAAAUCAACUGGAUGAUGCUUAUACCAAUGGAUAUUAUGAUGAGAAUCAGGUAAAUGGCUCACAAAUGAUGAACAAACAACCGCAACAACCUGGCGAAGAGACUUUCUACAACACAUAUAACGACUACAUGGUUUUCAACGAGGAAGACGAGGACCAAUAUCACGAGCAGGAAAAGCUCGAGGAACAAUUGGAGGAAUACAAGGAAGAUUUCGAGGAUGAAUAUAUGAUGCCUCCUUCCAGUAAACCCUCAACCACAAUGGACAAUAGCAUGGUGCCCGUUAGUCAGGGCGCCUACUCAAACAAUCAUCACACCUCACACUUGAAUAAUCAGAGAUCCCUCCCGCCCCAAGACUCCUUCGACGACUUGGAAUACGACUCGAAACUCAAUAAAAACUCCCGUUUGCUGCAGAAACAAGACACGAUUCUCAGCGAAGCGACGGAAUAUGUCGAACACGAUCAGGAAUAUUUGGACGAGUAUCACGAAGACAUGCCUCCAACGUCGACAUCAGCAACUUCGACAUCCAAGCGUCAUCUUCAAACGCAAGAAUCGCUGUUACCGGGCGAAGAACCCGAACCCGAUAUGUACGCCGAGAAACCUCAUGUCGAUAAAACGAGCGGAAUUGAGAUGAUUCACGAGGAGCCGCCUCCAUCACGCAAAGAUUCUGAACCAAUUCCGACGGUGUUGAAGGAAAAACCAAAACCGAAGCCCACAGCGAAGGAACGCUGGCACUGGGCUUACAACAAAAUCAUCAUGCAACUAAACACUUUCAUUGUUUAUGGACUCCAUACGAGAGAAACGUGCAGCGCGCCAGUAUUUUGUGACAGUCUAUAA
Culicoides brevitarsis is the source of this 4875-nucleotide messenger RNA. RefSeq names its product serine-rich adhesin for platelets-like. Gene Ontology annotation, biological process: synaptic transmission, glutamatergic; neuromuscular junction development; synaptic vesicle priming. The transcript is spliced from 11 exons. Bases 70 to 4875 code for a protein of 1601 amino acids. The record is from RefSeq and is a predicted model, not a curated record. Gene Ontology annotation, molecular function: calmodulin binding; diacylglycerol binding; syntaxin-1 binding. NCBI's taxonomy places the organism in Eukaryota, Metazoa, Arthropoda, Insecta, Diptera, Ceratopogonidae. Gene Ontology annotation, cellular component: terminal bouton; presynaptic active zone cytoplasmic component; plasma membrane.